Echinostoma caproni is the source of this 657-nucleotide messenger RNA. The record is from the annotation of a GenBank genome assembly. NCBI's taxonomy places the organism in Eukaryota, Metazoa, Platyhelminthes, Trematoda, Plagiorchiida, Echinostomatidae.
AUGCAUCAAAUGUAUCAGAAAGCGUGUGAAUUGUACGAAAAAGCUGUGGAGAAGGUCAAUGCAUCCGGUUUGAAGCUUCCCACUAGCCUUCUUCCUCGUCCGCCAGCCCCCUUUAUGCCUCCUGGAGGUGCCGUUCACGCCGGUCAUUUGGGAGCCACCACAGCAACUGGUGUUGGAGGUCGACUACCGAUCCCGGGUCUAUUACCUCCGCCUCCACCUCCACUCUUGCCCCAUUCCUUGUCAAUCAUAGGAGCUCCACCGCACCCGAUACCACCUGCACCCGGUGUUUUCAACUCUGAUCCGGUCUAUCAGGCCGCAUAUGCCUCUGCCUAUCAGCAAACGUUGAAAGCGAUUCCAGCUCCGAAGGAUGGCGGGCCAACCCCAGACACCCCGGAAUUUGCGGCUAUGUGGCAGCGAUAUAUGGAUCAUUAUUUACGUUACUAUUUACGAACGAAUACGAUGACCACAACCAGUCAGGAACAACCACAGCAACAACAACAUCAACCACAGCAACAGCAACAACAAAAGCAACAAAUACCGCUCCCUCCGAAAAAAGAAUCCGCUCCUGGCAACGAUAUGUCUCCGACAAACGCGCAAUCAGCAGCUGAUCAAUCUUCAAACGAUGGACCGGGUAAAAUGCCUGUGAGUACCGUUUAA